Penicillium canescens is the source of this 975-nucleotide messenger RNA. RefSeq lists its product as uncharacterized. The transcript has 2 exons. The record is from RefSeq and is a predicted model, not a curated record. Bases 1 to 975 code for a protein of 324 amino acids. NCBI's taxonomy places the organism in Eukaryota, Fungi, Ascomycota, Eurotiomycetes, Eurotiales, Aspergillaceae.
AUGUCCGCCCCUCUUGAGAGAGUUGCUAUAAUCGGUGCCACCGGUCGUAUCGGAGGUGCCUUUGCUGAGGCACUAGUGAAGACAGGAAAACACACUGUCACAGCCUUAACCCGCACCGAGAGCAAAGGCAAGCUCCCCGUCGGAGUCAAAUCCGUAGGUGUAAACUACGACGACGAAGCAUCAAUCGUCGAAGCCCUUAAGGGCCAGCAGUUCCUCGCUAUCACUCUCUCAGUGACCGCUCCCGAUGACCUUCAUGCCCGGAUUGCCGCCGCUGCAGGCAAGGCCGAGGUCCCCUACGUCAUGCCCAAUGUCUUCGGGUAUCCCAUCGAGCCUAAAGGUGUGACAGAGGAUGACUGGUACAGCCAGUUGAGCUUGAACCGGAUUGGUGACGUCGAGAAUACCAACUUCUCCUCCACGAUCAAGAUGUCUUGCGGCUUUUGGUACGAGUGGAGCUUGGCGCUUGGUAACCAGUGGUUCGGUUUCAGCAUCAAGGACCGCAAGGUCACCUUCUUCGAUGAUGGUAAGCGAAUUAUUACAGUCAGUACGUGGGACCAGUGCGGUCGGGCACUGGCAGGACUCUUGAGCCUGCCGGAAUCUGAGGGACCCACGUCUGUUGCCAGCUUCAAGACCAAGGAAGUUCUUAUCAGCAGCUUCCGUGUCUCUCAACGCGAUAUGCUAGACAGCCUGCAUCGGGUUCUGCGUACUACAGAUGCGGAUUGGGAAAUUUUGUAUGAGCCUACUGCCAAGCGCGUGCAAGAUGGGAUCGAGGAAAUGAAAAACGGCAUCUUUGAGGGUUUCGCUAAAAUGCUUUACGGUUCUGUAUUCUUGACUAGCAACCGCUUCAGUGAUUACGCGGCAACCAUGCCACUGGUUAAUGAGCUGCUAGGUUUACCUACUGAGGAUUUGGAUGAGGCGACAAAAAGGACGGUACAUAUGGUCGAAAGCGGCUGGAAUCCCUUUCCAGAAUUGAAGUAA